AUUUUUCUAAAAAAAACAAUGAAAUCUAAAAUUGUAAAAGUCUAAAACGUAAAAGACUAUAAGAAAUAUGAGGUUUGUUCCCUUGAAAAUUUACUAAAGCAGUUAGUGGAUAUAGGUAUGGACACACAAUGCACGAUUGAUUUGUCUAGUGUUGACGCUGCUCGUAUCAACAACUACUACAAGGAGAACCUUUUCAACAAUGAAACAUAUGAAAACUGAUUUCGCAACAAAAUGAACGAGGAAUUUCUAGCCGAUUGCUAAAGUAUUUUAUUUAAAAUAAUGUAUACUAUUGGUAUAGAUGUGGACUCCAUAAUUGAUGCAUUCGCUAAAUUAAAAUACCGUCGUGUACAAUUUAUAUUGUAAAAAAACUAUAAUGUUAUUUUACGGUUCUAAUUUUUUAAUGAAAGGCGGCCCAGUGCUCUUCUGUGUUCUGGAUCCGCCGCUGGCGAUCAACCAUUUUGGCCUCUCACUAACCUGGAAAUUUAAGCGCUGCGACUUUUACGCUGACCUGGGUGUCGUCAGAUCCUAGACUCUUUGUCAGUUUGUAUAGAGUUUAUGGCAGUUCCUAGAGCUACCAAUAGUGUUGCCCAUAGUUCCUAUUGUCUCUCGUAGAGAGAGAGUCUUUUGAUUUUAUUGGGUGGUUUCAGUAGGCUGUCGCUUGUAGGGGGUUCCUGGAUAGUUUUAUUUGUAUAACUCUUGUCUUCACUUGAUAUCACACGGAAAUAAAAAAUAAGAAAAAGCUAUGGACUUUUGUGGGAUUAAGCAAUUUGCGUGCCUCCGCUCUAACUCUACACUUUAGUUUAUGGUGACAUCAUGUUAUGAUUAUCGAAAAUUUUUAAAUCCACAUUCUUUAAUGUGUAUGUCUACAAUGGAAAAUAUGAAAAUUUCGUAACAAAGUGGGUUCAAGUUCAUUCAGCCACAUGUCGUUCUCUUGCCCAUCAAUUAUCUUUCCAGGUCGUCGAACUAUCCUAUGUCGUUCAACCCUCUGAGACUCCUCAACUCAUUCCCCUACCUUCAAAUUGAAUCUAUCAAUAUUUUUUAAUCCGCCAUAUUGAUGGUAAAUUUAAAAAAAACCGUCCAGUUCCAUCCAAAAAACCGUCAAUUAAGUCCAGUCAGCUUGACACGUCAUCCCAAAAAAUAAAAAAAAAUUAAACAAAUCAGACCCACUUAACCAGCCGACCCAACCCAACCCGUCCGACCAACCCACCCACCCGUCAAAAUGGGACCAGCGCCAGCGAAGAACAAAAAUUCCAGCAACCACCGCCGCCCCCGGCCCCUCUCUGCCAUCCCUGUAUCUCUAGCAACCACCGUCGCUGCACCUACCUGGUUCUAGCGAUUGAAGGGCGGGUCUGUCCGUGGGAGCAGACGAAUCGACCGUUGGGAUGACGACGAAGAGCAGAUCUGGUGACCACCUAUUUGAGACAGGGGUUCAGCAGCUUGGAUCUGGGACGAGCUGGGCCAGCGAUAGUGGGCGUACUGCCGAUUGCCGCCGUGAGAGGAUAGCGACGAGGAGAAACGAAAACUGGCGGGAGGGAGAGGAGGAUCCGGGUGGGCGGCUUCGGCGAGGAGGGAUGAUGAGAUCGUCCGCCGGCGAGGAAGAAUCAUCUGGCAUCCGCUCGGCUGUGAUGUCUACUUCAAAACCCUCUCUGUCGUCGAUGGUAAAUGGACCGGGGAGAGUUGUUAAACUUUUUGGGUUUAUUUUGUAAUGAGAAGUUUGUAUUGGUUGAGGAAUUAUUGGUUUAUGGAAUUUGGAGGCGGCAGAGAGUUGUAGCAGGGGAAUGAAAUUGAUAAAUAAACAAGGGAAAAGCUUUUAAUUGAUUGUUUCUUUCUUGCACCAAAUCCACGUUACAAACACACAUGUAGAAAGCAUAAGGAAAUCGAGAGAUCUCAAGCGACGAGCAGGGGAGAGGAUUGCCCUUUCUCCCGCCGAAAGAGAGCGACUGCUGGGAUUUUUGUUCUUCGCUGGCGCUCGUCAGUCGUCCCCAUUUUGACGGAUGAGUGGGUUGGGCGGGCGGGUUGGGUUGGGUCUGCUGGUUAAGUGGGUCUAAUUCAUCUAUUUUUUUAUUAUUUUUUGGGAUGACGUGUUAAGCUGACUGGACUUAAUUGACGAUUUUUUGGAUGGAAUUGGACGGAUUGGCCGUUUUGAUAUUCGUCCAAAGGUAUGUGACUGAAACGUGCAAAAAUAAAGUUUAGUGACCGUU
Molecule: messenger RNA, 2201 nt
Organism: Linum trigynum
Lineage: Eukaryota; Viridiplantae; Streptophyta; Magnoliopsida; Malpighiales; Linaceae
Source: the annotation of a GenBank genome assembly